Molecule: messenger RNA, 2544 nt
Organism: Priapulus caudatus
Lineage: Eukaryota; Metazoa; Priapulida; Priapulimorpha; Priapulimorphida; Priapulidae
Product: guanine nucleotide-binding protein G(s) subunit alpha-like
Exons: 11
Coding region: 324-1463 (379 amino acids)
Biological process (GO): adenylate cyclase-activating dopamine receptor signaling pathway; sensory perception of chemical stimulus
Cellular component (GO): heterotrimeric G-protein complex
Molecular function (GO): GTPase activity; GTP binding; G protein-coupled receptor binding
Source: RefSeq, a predicted model, not a curated record
UCUGGCAGUGGUAUCCUGAGUCACAGGCUGAGUGUACGAAGGGGCACUGCAUGCAGUUUGGGUGAGACAUUCGUUUUAUAUUCCCACAGUGCCUUGCGCGCCCCACCCUGUGACUACUGUGCCUAAAUUUAUCUGCGAAGGUACAAGUCCGUUUCAACACAAGGAUACAUAAAAAUCUGGUGCCGUUCUUCGUCCGAAAUGUGUGUCUGAGGAAUAGUGAGAAGGCCGUGCUAGGUCUCACAGGUGUCAGUGGAUCGUGCAUAUAUCACUGGGACGAGCGCCGGUGUCACCGGUGUGCGCCGUCCGUGGUCGACCCCCAUCGGAUGGCUAUGGGCUGUUUUGGAGGCAACAAGCAGGACGCUGAAGACGAGAAAUGGAGAAAAGAGACGAAUAAAAAAAUUGAAAAACAGCUACAGAAGGAUAAACAACUUUAUCGAGCAACGCACAGGCUUUUAUUGUUAGGUGCUGGAGAAUCAGGGAAGAGCACCAUUGUGAAACAGAUGAGGAUCUUGCACGUGGAUGGCUUCGACGAAACAGAAAAGAAAGAUAGGCUUCAAGAUAUACGGAAGAAUAUUAGGGAUGCAAUUCUUACUAUUACUGGGGCGAUGAGUUCGUUAAACCCACCUAUACAGCUCGGCGAUGAAAGCAAUCAUGACUGCUUUGACUACAUACAAGAUGUUGCUAGUCAACCCGACUUUGAGUAUUGUGAUGAGUUCUGGGAGCACACAGCGCGGCUAUGGAUGGACACGGGAGUCCAGGCCGCCUUCGAGCGAGCAAACGAAUACCAACUCAUCGACUGUGCUAAAUAUUUUCUUGACAAAACCGAUGUCAUUAAGGAACCAACCUACUUGCCAACUGAACAGGAUAUCCUAAGAUGUCGUGUUUUGACGUCAGGAAUCUUCGAAACUAGGUUUCAAGUAGACAAAGUUAACUUUCACAUGUUCGACGUGGGAGGACAGCGCGAUGAGAGGAGAAAGUGGAUCCAGUGUUUCAACGAUGUGACGGCCAUCAUCUUCGUGACAGCCUGCAGUAGCUACAAUAUGGUUCUGCGUGAGGACUCGAAAACCAACCGGCUCAAGGAGUCCCUCGAUCUUUUCAAAAGCAUCUGGAUAAAUAGGUGGCUGCGGACUGUUUCCGUGAUACUUUUUCUCAACAAGCAGGACUUGCUAGCAGAAAAGGUCAAGGCUGGAAAGUCGAAGGUCGAGGACUUUUUUCCCGAGUAUAUAAGUUACAAGACGCCACCUGAGUCAACUGCCGAGCCGGGGGAAUACCCUGCUGUUGUCAGAGCCAAAUACUUUAUUCGUGAUGAAUUCUUGAGGAUCAGCACGGCGAGCGGGGACGGCAAGCAUUACUGCUACCCGCACUUCACGUGCGCGGUCGACACGGAGAACAUCCGGCGGGUGUUCAACGACUGCCGCGACAUCAUCCAGCGUAUCCACCUGCGGCAGUACGAGCUGUUGUGAUGCCAGCCGUGACGUCACACCACAGCCGUCGUGAUAUCUUCAUCAUCCACUGUGCUAUGACAACCACGUUCGCCACCGACGCCUGCCGCCUCCCUCUUCUUCACACGCACUGCACCGCGCGCGCGGCGCUUGUUUUCCUUGGGGAGGUCGAGGGGUUAAGAGAACGGCAGCGUGGCGCCCUCACGGUGCGAGAAGGGGCGAAGGCUCGGCCGCGUUUCACUGGUGCGUUUUGUACUUGUUCUUUGCCGAGGCGGUCAGUGAGGUAUUGAGGUCUAGUCUUAGGUAUAAUCAUUUUUGUUACGAUGCUUUAAACCCGGUAUGUGUUUUGUACAGCUACUGUGUCCCAUCGUUUUGUUUAGCAUGCGUCGUUUGCUGGGAAGUUGUUGCCACGAUUACCACCAGAGCGUUGGUUAUAAUCGGCAUGCCCCCAGAGUUGCGCUGCUGCUGUAUCGUAGUGCGAUCUGUAGGUUUAUAGAUGUAGUCUGAAGCUCGCUAUGGCUGCGAUUGUGAAUGUGCAGCUGUGUGGUGACAGGGUUGUCCACCAGGUGGCGCCCUAUGCUGGGUUGCAAUUUGAUCGCCUCCGCACGGGGUAAUCGCGACUUUCCGUCGCGCGGGAAGACCAGAAAAUCUUCGAUGGCUUGCAGCGUGCCGAUCAGUGAUCAUUCACGUGCUUGCUUAAGCAGUAUGUAGUGUCAACUGUCACCUAGCUUGUAGUGUCACGUCCCGUGUAAGGUGGGCUGGGGACAUACCCUCCCUGGUCCACCGAUUACACAAUCGCAGUUCAUUGUCCCAGGUUUCCAAGCCUUAACCCUUUACUUUAUUUGGAGCAUGUAUCAUCCACGCAGUUAGGCAGGCAGGAGAGGGUCUGAGGGAGAUGACUAUGGGAUGGUUUGGAUCUGAGGCUCGUGUACAAUCAAGUUGUGGAUAGUUUUGAUCGGUGUGUUAGGUGUCUUAUAAACCAUUCUCUUUUCUUCGGUUCAUUUUACGCUCGAGUCUCUUGAUCUAACUGGUGUGGGGGGGGGUCCCUCCCUUCUUUCCUAUCCCUCCCUACCCUGUUAUUUAUCUUUCUCUCCCUCUCUCU